AUGGAGCUCACCAUGGAGAACCUUCACAGCAUCUCCUCGCACUCCCAUGCGGGAGACCUCAUGAGCUCACCGCACGCUCGACCGUCACCGUCCCCGAGCAACGCUCCCCGGAACCUGGUCUCACACGGUCCCGGCGCGCGGUCAGCCAUGGUGUCCGGCAUGGCCUCGCUCCUGGAGGGCUCGGGCGGGGAUUACCGGACAGACCCGUCAUCGUUGUCCGGACACCUGCACCCGUCCAUCAGCAUGUGCGAAUCCGGGAUGAGCCUCAGUAACACGUACACCACCCUCACCCCCCUGCAGCAUCUACCUCCCAUAUCCACCGUCUCCGAUAAGUUUCACCACCCGCAUUCACACCACCACGCUGCCGCCCAUCAGCGACUCUCUGCCGGGAACGUAAGCGGAAGUUUCACGCUGAUGCGGGACGACCACCGGGGGCUCACCUCCAUGGGAAAUCUGUACAGCCACUACCCCAAAGAGAUGUCCGUCUCCGGUAUGGGUCACGGCUCGCUCUCCCCUCUGUCCAGCGGGCUGGGCUCUUUGCACAACUCCCAGCAGCCUCUGUCAGCCUAUGGGCCGAGCGCGCACCUCUCCAACGACGCCAAGAUGCUCUCUCCGGUGUCCGGGUUUGAGUCCCAUGCCUCCAUGCUGUCCCGGAGUGACCAGGAGCACCUGGCGAGGAGUUUAGGAGGCCACGGCCAUGGUAUGAUCUCCAACCUCAACGGCAUGCACCACCAUCCGCACAGUCACCUGCACUCCCAGGCGAAUGGCGCGGUGAUGCUGGGGGACCGGGAGAGGCACAGCCACGGAGCCGGACAGGGAGUAUCAGGAUCCGGCAUGCAGGGGGAGGAAAUUAACACAAAGGAAGUGGCUCAGCGGAUAACGGCAGAGUUAAAGCGAUACUCCAUACCGCAGGCCAUAUUCGCGCAGAGAAUCUUGAGCCGGUCGCAGGGAACCCUCUCAGACCUGCUACGAAACCCCAAACCCUGGGGCAAGCUCAAGUCAGGCCGGGAGACCUUCAGGAGGAUGUGGAAGUGGCUGCAGGAGCCUGAGUUUCAACGGAUGUCUGCUCUCCGGCUGGCCGCAUGUAAACGUAAGGAGGAGGACCGAGGACGAGAGCGCAACCAGGUGCCAAAGAAGCAGCGACUGGUCUUCACAGACCUGCAGCGUCGCACCUUGGUAGCCAUCUUCAGAGAGAACCGCCGCCCCUCCAAAGAGAUGCAGAUCACCAUCUCCCAGCAGCUCGGCCUGGAGCUUACCACGGUCUCCAACUUCUUCAUGAAUGCCCGUCGCCGCUCCACGGACCGCUGGGACACGGAGGAGCUUGGUCACGGGGUGCGCGGCCACGUACACACUCCUCACGGAAACAACAACAACAACAACAACUCCUCACCGAUCCAACCCGGCACUUCCUCUGCAGGGACUUUCUCCAAGGCCUGACAUUGGAGCGACGUGUGGCUGGACAGAUGCAUGGAUGAUGGAGGGGGGAAUGUUUUUAAGUACUCUAAUCCUGCAGAGCUACAGGGUGUGUAGUUUAAUACCACUCAUCUGAUUCAUCUGCUCACAGUGCUGAUGACUUGUGCCGAUGAAUCAGAAUCGUUCUAAGUGUUUAAUUGAUAAUCUGAAUGUUACUCUAAAGGGUUAACAUGCAUUUUUUAAUUGUGGCUCUUCAAACCAAAGAUCCAGUAGCUUUAAAAGAGUAGACCACAUGUGGCUCUGUAAAUCCACCUGAACACCGAAGAAAAUCCAUCUACACUUAAACCACCGUGUGGUAUAGCUAAAGCUUGCUUAAGAAAACUCCGCUGGUUGUCAAGAUGUAAACACACCAAAUAAUCACUCAUUACAGAUAGCUUUAAGACAGACACACGUUGAGUUUAACAAAUCAGACAGAGGAGGUGUCUGCUGAGCCACUCAUCACUCGUGAUGAACCACUCCUCAUUUCAGUAGCAGAGACUGCGGCUGAUUGAGAGGUGUGUUUGUGUGUCAAUUGUCUGUGAAAUGCUCUCUACAGGUCCUUUGACCCGCUAACCACACACCACCUCUGCAUCACUGCAGGCGUGCGUGUGCAUGUGCGUAAUGUUCACAUGCUGGGUCGCUCCUGGGGUUUAAUUCCUCUGCAGUGAUUCAACCUGCUGCACCUCAGUGUAGCAGUGCCCCCUGCUGUCCAAUAAACCAACAUCUAAACAUCCAGCAACAUAGAGUAGCCUGCAAUGUAGAUUUAUUUUAGGAUAAAGACACCCUAUACAAGCAGAAGUGUAGCCCUGCAAACACCCAACAAACUGAGACAAAAUGAAGAUUACUCGCAAACCCUUUGAUACACAUUUGAAUGUUUGUUUCUUAAGACUCGUAAAGGCGACUGGCUGUGUGGCCACGUGAGAGGUUAUUUUCAGGUUACAAAAGGAGAACAAUCAAACAGGGAGGACACUCCCAGCGUUUAAAAAAAGUAUUAUGCCCAAAGGUAGGGAGUGAGGGAGGGUCUGCUCUGUUCUAGUGGCCAAACGCAGAGGUCAAAUGUCACAAUAUAGGAUCCUGAGUGCCAAUGAUGUUUGCCUCUUUAUGAUAAUCAGAGAACAGGUGCAGGCCGCCCGUGUCAGGCCUGUGUUGUUACAACCGUCAAACUGCGAGCACCACACGGGCAUGCUGCCUAUUCCAUACCUCAGAAACACAUUGAUGUGAUCAACAUGAAACACUCUGAAAAUGACUGUAAAUAGUAUUUAAUUUAAUCUCUCUUUUUCUCUCUGUCUCUCUAUCUAUCUAUUCUCUAUUUAUCUACUCUCUUGCUAUUCCCCCUGUUGUGUCCUUUCUAUUAUUUCUCCUUUCCUUAACUAUUGAUGCGGGUAAUAAUAGUACCAUAGACACAUAGUUUCUCUCUCAUGACUAUUGUGCUAUGUUGUGCUGAAUAUGUAAAGAAGCACCUUGUUGACAAAAUGAAAAAAACUUUAAAGAUGAAAAAAAAGAAGAAUCAACUGACUGAUCCUAUGCACAGGCGGAGAAGGAUUACCACAAAUGACAAACUGUGCAUAUUUGUGAAUUUAUGUGAUGGAAGGACCUGAUCUCUGAAGCCCUUCGACUGUCACUGAUUUCCUCUGCUGAUGGAUGUUUUUUGGUUACCAUGAGAACCACCUCAUUACUUUGUGUCUUUUUUAAUUUUAUUUUUGUGGGCACAGCAACUUGUUUUGUAGCAUCUUCUAGCGGGAGAUAAUCAUAUUAGAGAGGAGAUGCAAACAGGAGGAGGAAGUGUGUAGCAGGAGCAUCAGAGGCCCGCCAUCAUCAGACUGGAAGGAAACCUUUUACUGACUUUCCUCCACAGUUUGGGUUCUGCCGUGCACUAUAACAGAUUCCUUGGCGGAGGUGUCACUUUAAAGACAUCCUCUAGAGUCCAGAUGGAAAAACUGUAGCUUUCAAGUGCAGAUAUUCGAAGCUUAGACCCAAAGCAGAGCGUUAGUGAUGGAAACAGU
Messenger RNA from Eleginops maclovinus (Patagonian blennie), 3455 nucleotides. It is a transcript of the gene onecut3b, whose product is annotated as one cut homeobox 3b. The coding region runs from base 1 to 1437 and encodes 478 amino acids. Gene Ontology annotation, cellular component: nucleus. Gene Ontology annotation, biological process: regulation of transcription by RNA polymerase II. The transcript has 2 exons. Gene Ontology annotation, molecular function: RNA polymerase II cis-regulatory region sequence-specific DNA binding; DNA-binding transcription factor activity, RNA polymerase II-specific. The record is from RefSeq and is a predicted model, not a curated record. NCBI's taxonomy places the organism in Eukaryota, Metazoa, Chordata, Actinopteri, Perciformes, Eleginopidae.